AUGAGGGCCCUUGGACUUGAUCCUGCUGUCAUGUUGCUUGUGUGGCCUGUACGCGGUGGGAGGUAAGUGGGACUUAAGAAACAGAGUUGUGGAGACAUGGUAACGCAUGGUCGAUAUAGUUUGAAAAUACCAACUUAUUUCCAUUGUUCUCAAGCGUUGAUGUGCCCGCUAUUUUAUGCGCAUUCUCCUAAAACAUGCACUCUACUAUGUGCCAGUUUUGCGCAACUGUAUCAACCGGUGAGUGAAUCAUAAAAUAAGUCUGACGUGAUGACAUCAUAUAGAUAUUGAUUUAAAUUACAAGAUAUACCAAUGGGAGAAGUACGUGGAACAAAAAAAUAUGAUUUAGGCCUAAGCUACUUAGUACAUUUGAGGCACAUCCUAAAUUCCAAUGUGAAUGUAGGGUAAUCCUGUCUUCAGAAACUCCCAGGAGAACGCAUCCCAGACCAUUUCAGUAUGAUAGAGUUUUAUAAUUUGGAGUUUGGGAGAGGUCCAUAUUGGUGAUUUUUACCGCCCAGCUGUCUGUAGUUCGUUUGAGGGGAGGUGUGUGUGUAGCAUCUAUACAGAAGGCCUCAUUACUGCCCCUAAUCUAUCUAUCUAUCUAUCUAUCUAUCUAUCUAUCUAUCUAUCUAUCUAUCUAUCUAUCUAUCUAUCUAUCUAUCUAUUGAGUUAAAAGGCCACUGAAUAACAAGUGACAGUGGCAUUUGUCGUGAACUCACAUAAAAUCUGGUCUAUACUUUAAACAUUUAAUCCAAUUAAGUUCUACUCACACAUCCUACCUGAUUUCGAGACCAACUUAGUGUAGCCUAAAUGGGAGAGGAAAAGGAGCUAAACACUUAACAACCGUCUGUGAGCCCCUCCCGGCUCUCCAGCUCCCCGUCUGACCCUUCCUGUGCUUGGCUAAUGGAGGUGCCUGGUUGUGUGAUGGUUGUAAUUUGUCCCUGUCAGAGGCGGUCUUGCUGGGGCACUGGUUUGUAGGGCCACAUGAUGAAUGCUGCUGCCUCCAAAGCUGGCCAUUAUAAAUGCUGUGAAACCUUCAGGGGAAAACAGGAGUUAUGCAUGGAAGUGCUACUCUGCGUCAAUAUUGGACAGUUUGGCGGGGCUAAGGGUUGGAGGCCACCGGCUGGUUAUACAGGGGCAUGCACUCUCACCAGACCAGGGUUCAAUUCAUAUUUGAAAUCAUUUCAAAUACUUUAGCUGUGCUUGAUUGAGCUUGUCUGUUGCAAUGGCAAGGAUUUCAAAUUGUAUUUGAACCCAGUUCUGACUCUGUUUUGGUAGACAAUUGUAUAGGAAUAUUUCAGAGCAUUGAGGUGCAGUAGGUUAAGGAUGCACCGUUCCACAAAAAAUGCUUUAUGCCAGGGGUGGCUGGUCCUGAAGAGCCACAGUCAGUAUAGGCUUUUGUUCCAGCCCAGCACAAACAAUCAAUUAACCAACCCAGAAAUCGUAUUGUCCCAUUCAUAAGAGAAAUGUUAUAUUAUAGCGUUUUCUGUAAUUCUAUGGUCACAUCCCUGACCCCCCCCCCCUCCCCCAUCCUCCCUCCAUCCCCCUUCAGGUGCGUCGGAGGGGGAGAAGCAGCUGAUGAAAGACCUGUUCAAAAACUACAACCUGAAGGUUCGCCCUGCGGCCUCACCUGGUGCCAAGGUGGUGGUCCGGAUUGGCAUGAUCCUCUCCUCCUUCGUCAGCCUGGUAAGGGGUGCCGCAACACACACACGCACUUACACACAAACACCUAACCACUACGUUACUGGCAACAUUCCAUCAGCAUACCCGUUAGCAUGACACAUCCAAAGUGUUACAGGAAGUGAAUGAGUAAGUGAUAGGGCUAUGUAGAGAUCUGGUGAUAGAUAGAGGGAGAGUUACACGGUUCACCCCUCCUUCCCAUCCCCCUUUCCUCUUCUUCUCUCCUCUCUCUGCUAGGUCAGGACAGCUGUCUAGCUAGACCCCCCCCCCCCCCCCUCUCAUCUCCUCUCUCUGCUAGGUCAGGACAGCUGUCUAGCUAGCUGACAUUCCUCUGCAGGUUUUAAAUAGCAGCGCCUUGCCGGUCAGUUAUCUGUGCUCAGUGCAGCUAUAUACCCCUGGUCAGAGAGGCUUUUCACCACAGAUCUAAGAUCAGAUUACCCAACCGAAAUUCUACCCUUAAACAUUAGGGGGAUAAAAAAGAUCUGACCUUGAAUCAGUUGUUAGAGGUGACUUCUACCUACUCUACCACCAAACCCCAACAACUCACCCCUUUUAUCCCUACAGUACCUCUGUUCCCAAACAGUAACCCUCUCUGGUUUCAGGUAUAGAGAGAGAAGUAGUGCAGACAUCCACACUGUUCUCAGAUAUCCUGUAGUGUAGGGCCUUCCCAUAACGCACCACGACCUUACUGUGUGCUCUUUCUCCCUAGAACAUGAAAGCAGAAGAGAUGAGCACAAUCGUUAUCAUGAACCUGGUAAGUUUGUAUACAAACUGUACACAUUUUACUCUCUCUCUCUCUCUCGCUCUUUCUCGCUUGCUCUCUCUCUCUCUCUCUCUCUGGUCACUAUCUCACUUUAAAGUCUACCUUGACUCAGGCUCCAAUUCAAUAACUUUAUUUGCAUGUAAAACAUUUCUCCAUGCAUCAGCAGAGCUUUAUAAAGCUAAAAUGUCAACACACACAACACCGCAAUACAAAUCAUGCACCCAGUAAGAACACUUGAAAUGAUAGUACACAGUUUAUGCAAAAUGAAAAUGUAUGCAAAUGUUAUUGAUAUUAUUCAUGGCCAAAUGCACUGCAAUAUUGUGCUCCUUAUAGUUAAUGACACUAGCCGGAAAAUGUGAAAUAAAUUGAUCAAAUGAUGAAGUGGUUAGAUUUCAAAUCUGAAAGUUAUCCCCUGUUUCACAUGCACCUUUUUCCCUCCUCUUUUUCUGUCUCCCGUCUUUCUCUCUGGAUAUUUCCAUCUGUUUUAAAUCAUUAACACUUAAACCCAACUCCCAACACACACAUGAACACACAUGGACAAUUCCUCUCUCUGUCUCUGUCUCUCUCACACACACACACACACACACGUCGCUGUGAUAUCAGGAGUGGACAGACUACCGUCUCUCCUGGAAUCCUAAAGACCAUGAUAGGAUCGACGUGAUGCGACUUCCUGCUGGGAAGGUCUGGCUGCCUGACAUCGUCCUCAUCAACAAGUAAUUAUUCCUCCUGUGUAGAGCAUUGCACUAGCAACAACAGGGUCAUGGGUUUGAUUCUCGCUGGGGCCACCCAUACGAAAGUCACUUUGGAUAAAAGCAUAUUUUAAAUGGUAUAUAUUGUUACCUGGGUUGGGUUAAAGUCCAUUUCAAUUCAGUCAAUUCAGGAAGUAAAAUGACAUUCCAAUUCCAAAAUGAAUAAGAUAAUGUGAGUGGUCACAGUAAUUUAGAUACUAAAAAGCUAAGGGUUGUGUCCAAAAGGUUUUUGGGGAAUAUUGGCUAUUUUUAAGGCUUCUGCUCCUGGCCAUGUCUUUUAAGUUAACUGAAAGUGUUUUGGCAGUAGCUGGAUGGGUCAGUCAGGACAGAGUAUAUGUACACACACACACACACACCCUUCUACACACUCGCUCAGUCAGUGUGGAGGCUCCCAUUAACUGUGCUGUAAAUAUCCCCUCUGCUCCAUUCAUUCAUCACUGCUUUAUAGGCAAUUAGGCAGCAUGGCUCCCCAAUAACAGAGCCAGUGUCACCACACCGCUCAGACAACUCUCCAGCUGGGAACCCACUCACACAGAACCACACAGCUCAGAGGAGUGGGGAGUGGAGCUGGAUUCACAUACCUACAAGCAAGCAUGCACACUUGCACACACUCGCCAACACUCUUAUUAAAAAAAGGUGCUAUCAAUGAAGAACCUAAAAACGUUCUUCUGUUGUCCCCAUAGCGGAACCCUUUGAAGAGCCCUUUUUGGUUCCAGGUAGAACCCUUUUGGUACCAGGUAGAACUCCUUUGGGUUCCACGUAGAACCCUUUCCAAAGAGGUUCUACCUGGAACCAAAAAGGGUUCUACUUGGAACCAAAAAGGGCUCUAUGGGGACAGCUAAAGAACCCUUUUGGAACUAUUUUUUUAUAAGAGUGUAGCGCCACGUGUGUGUGUGUGUGUGUGUGUGUGUGCGCGCGCAAGCAUGUGCACUCGUCUGUGUGUGUGAGAGAGGGUGAUCAAUGUUUCUCCUUUUAUCUCUGAGAACACCUUCACAGGGACAGGGUUUUAGAGGGGCCCUAGCCAUAAGAACGAGCUUUCACCAGCCUAUUGCCAAGUCUAUAAAAUGCAGUGAAGACUACAAUACUGGGUGCUCAAUCUGCCUGUCUAAUUGUGGUGAUGUCUCUGUUAUGUCUUGCAUUAUGAGUUUAAUAGGAACUACAAGCUUAUUUCUUACAGCCCUUUAGACAGGAUACCUCAUCUACAGUGAGAAUGGUAUUUUUCUCUCUCUCUCUCUCUCUCGGCACUCUCUCUCACUCGCUCUGCAGUAAUGAUGGUGUGUUUGAUGUGGCCCUCCAUGUGGCUGUCCAGGCCUAUAGUAGUGGGAGGGUGACCUGGUCUCCCCCUGCCCUCUUCUGCAGCUCCUGUGGGGUCAAGGUGACACACACACAUGCGCACGGACGUACACACACACACACCGAAUGCAGGUGCGCAGACAUUCACACACCAGUGUUUCCUUAAAAAUGUGUAGCAGUGGGGGUAAAAGGUCACGGUGGUUGAGGGGGGGGUCCGAGGUACCCCCGGAUAAUUAUUAUGUAGAAGGACAAAGAAACUCAGUUCUGGUGACUUUUUUAAAGGACAUUCUACACCACCAGAUAUGAUUAUUUUUUACAAUUAUUUUAACAUAUUGGACCAUGCAUACAGCCAAUGCAUUGGUCCAUAUUAUCAGGUAUAAGCAUUAUCACCUGUAGCCCAACUGAUGCAGCUUAGUGGCUGUAAAUAAAUUGGCUGAGGCAUGGGGUUUGCCUAUCUGCAUUUACCCUAUUGGGCUAAUCAUUAGCUCGAUCCCAAAUGUGAUCUUUUAACUAGUUAGCAUCCUAUUGAUGAAUUUUAUGUCCCUUAAAACUUGCAUAAGCACAGUGAAUAUAAUGUAGGCCUACCUGUUAGGGUAACUUGGGGUAAAACUGCCAAAGGGGUAACACCUGCCUGUACUUCUUACAGAAACCACUUGUCACCCCCCCCCCCCCCCCCACUCCAGAAAAAUGAUCUUGAGGUUGGGUGGCGUUAAGUUAACCUACAAUUGACCCGUGUUAGGUUUAGCCCCACUCUUCCCUUUGCACUCACUGCAAUUGCAGAGCAGUAAGGUGCUUGACUAUGCCGCUGCUAAAACCUCUGGGUUGAAAACGGUGCAAUUCGCGCAUAUUUAGGAUUUGAGAGAGAAAUAAAUAAAGUAGGAAUGGAAAGCCCCACUAAUUUAACAAAGGCAUUAAAACUGCAAGAAUAGUUGUGCAUUGACUGACGUUAAUUUUACAAAGCUGGAUCCCUUCUAGCCAUGACCCUAACACCCCCUCCUCUUCCUGUUUCCUGUGUCCAGGUGACAUACUUCCCAUUUGACUGGCAGAACUGCACCAUGGUGUUCAAGUCUUAUACCUACGACUCAUCAGAGGUUGACCUGCAGUACGCUCUAGAUGACCAGGGCAACGAGAUCAAAGAGAUCCAAUACGACGGGGGCUUCAGUGGUGAGGACACGAGAAGACGCACGCACACACAAACUUGCAAAUACUGGAGUUGUCUGCUGGCACAAUGGAAACAAUGGAAUAGUCCCAAAAGUUGCAAACCUCGUGAAUGUGACACUCCAGGCAGGGCAGGCUCAAUCAAAUGUGUGUUUUGUGUGGUCCUCUGUAGCUCAGCUGGUAGAGCACGGCGCUUGUAACGCCAAGGUAAUGGGUUCGAUCCAAAGAACACAAAUACUAUUUGAACCCAGCACUGGGGAAGAGAUGAGAACACUAAUGAUUAAAACAAUCUGUGUAUGUUCACUGAAAAGUAUUUGGUUUGGUUAUAUUUUCAAUAUGUUACCAAACACACACUGUCCCCAGAGAGUGGUGAGUGGUACAUCCGCCACCAGCCCAGCAGGAAGAAUGAGAUCCGUGAGGACCUGUAUGAAGACAUCACCUUCUACCUGAUCAUCGAGAGGAAGCCUCUCUACUAUGUCUUCAACAUCAUCAUCCCCUGUAUCCUCCUCACCUGCAUCGCCAUCUUCAACUUCUACCUGCCGCCCGACGCUGGUGAGAUAGCACAGAUCUAGGAUCAGUGUAAUGAUCUUGGAUUUAUGUACCAGAACGCUCACCACACAUAGGCACAGAUCUAAGAUCAGUUUAGCCUCAUCAACCCUAACCAUAAUCACCCCUUGACGAUGGUGAGGCAAAGAUUUAGGAUCAGUUUAGCCUCCUCUAAUACUAACCUUAACCAUUAGGGGUGUAAUGCAAGACGGACAUUAGGUGUAUCUACUUCUAAUACAGCAGAGAGAACAGUGUGUUAUAGAAUGAGUGAAAUUAAUUCAUUCAAGGAGUUUAUGGAUAGCUAUGUUGAUAUUGCCCUGUUCAUCAUGAUAUGCAUCCUAAAACAGGAUUACCGGUACUUAAUAGUAGUUUGAACAGAUUAAUGUAUUUAUAUAGUGUUCAUUUAUAGAACCAUAUAGAUUCCAUGUAAUACAUCGUUUUUUCAAAAUGCAUCCAACCUGCCUGUUCUUUCCCCCCAACAUCAAAUGUUUCUCCGGUUCCCCGUUCAUGGGGACAGUUUAGUCAGUUAGCAGACGCUCUUAGCCCAGGCCACGUACAGGUUAGUGGAGUGGCAUACAUGUUUCAUACUGGCCCCCCUGUGAGAAUGGUCCUUUGUAGCUCAGUUGUAAUGCUUGUUACACCAGGGUAGUGGGUUUGAUUCCCGGGACCACCCGUAAGUAAAAUGUAUGCAUGCAUGACUGUAAGUCGCUUUGGAUAAAAGCGUCUGCUAAAUGGCAUAUAUUAUGACACAGUGGAAGACCAGGCUAACUAUCACAGAGUCUCUCAUAGUGCAGAAAUGGUGUGUUUCUCCUAUGACCUUCGUCUUCCUACACACAGCCUCUCAUGGGUGACCACGAGCACAGAAUGUUCCUUCAGGCUCCAAGACACACGCAAGCACACACACUCUCCCCGACACACACACUUCAACACUAAAAAAAGCUCGUUAAAACCCAGCUGCCUGUGAACAUGUUUCUCUUUAGGACCCAAGGCUUGUGUAGGAGGGGAGUUGGAGAGAGAGGGGGGUGUUCUUUGGUCACAUAGUGACUGCACUGUAGCGUAGCAGCAUAACACACAGAGAGUACAAGGACACAUUUAAGCCCAGGUCCCUGGGGCUCUGUAUGUAAAGAUACAGCCUCUCUCUCUGUCUCUGUUCAGCUCUGUGCUUAUCUAUGGGCCUCUGGAAGCCCCCCAGAGACGACAAAGUCCACAAACACACUCCUUACAGUGUGAAAACAGUGUAUGUGUCCUUUAAGCACCUUUGUUACGUCACUUGGUUAUAUCACCUUUAGUAGGGACGUUAAACAUUCAGCCUGCUGCACUGACCCUAUGGACACUAGUCUAGAGCGCCUGCUUUUGAAAACAAGUGAGAAAUAUUUGUGACUUAGAACGCCGCUAUAAUUUUAUUUCUGAAAUGGCACCGAUAAUUUGGGGUCGGUCUCUCUAUAAAAGUCACCGACCACGUACCAAUACACUGAUUUGACAGUCAAACUAUCACUUAAAUAAAAAAUUAUGCACUCACUAAGUCGCUCUGGAUAAGAGCGUCUGCUAAAUGACUAAAAUGUUAAAUGGCAGCCAAACGUUGACACUGUUGAUAUUCUAUGGCGGGUCGUGAUUCGUUGAAGUUAACUAACAUAAAAAGUGUUUUGGUCCCUGUUCCGUGAUGGUAGCCUCCCGAAAUCAACACCCGUCAUUCCAAAAUCUAGAUAUAAGCCUUCUACAAGUUCUCAUCUAACCAACCAUGUAUAGGUUAUUCCAAGUUUUCGUGUGGCCUUUGAAUACUUUAACCUCAGUUUAAACAGCGCUACACCCCAAUCGUUUGCUCCCUGUUCUAUUGACUUCAGCGUGAUAUCGAUGGAAGUGAUUAACAAAAAACGUAUUGCGUUACACUUACCGCGAAUCAACAUGCAACACUUCAAAAUGUAGCUAGCUGUCUUCUACGAAGUGUCCUCUAACCAGUGAUGUACACAUUAUUCCCAGAUUCCGUGUGGUUUUUGAGCUGUGUUAGUCUUAACAGGAUGUGCAACCUCCUUGCGUUAUUGAUUUCAAUGUAAAAAUCUUUGAGUGAUUGACAAAGUAGUGUUGUGCCUCUCUUUCUGUUUUGGUGACCCCUGUAUCAUAAUGCAACAUUCCCAAUAUGUAGGUGAUUGGGGUAUACAGGCUGUCCUCUAACCAGUAAUGUAAAAUAUAUCCCGUUUCCAUGUGGUUUUUGAGUUGAGAGAAAGGGACUGUGCGAUGAAUCCCCCAUUACAGGUCAUUAACUGAUGAAUUACACGAUGGGCCAGCUACUGUUAAAACACAAUCCUUUUAUCUUCUCCCUUCUGCUAACUAACUAACUACACACACGCACGUUCGUUUGCACACACACCCUCAACCACACGCACACACACACGCUCAGUAGGCCUGACUAAGGACACGUUACAAAUGAUUUAAGGGCUUAAUUCCUAUUAGGCUCUAUAGAGCCGCUCUGCACCACAUUAACCUGACCACGGGUCUCACGCUGGGUGUCCUCUGUGUAGGUAGCAACUGGGGGGAGGAGGAGGAGGAGGGGAGGAGAUGGGGUGUGUGUGGGGGAGAGAAAGUGUGUGUGUGUAUAUCCAUGUCUAAAUUGUAUAUUGUCAAUGUAUAUAUAGAUCUAUCUAUAUGUGUCCUCUCUAACCUAUGUGUAUAAUAUAUGUUCUAUAUGUUGUUAAUCUAUGUAUUUCUCUGUGUGUCCUCCUUUCCCUCUCCACCUCUCUGUCUAGGUGAGAAGAUGGGUCUGUCCAUCAACGUGCUGCUCACCCUGACUGUGUUCCUGCUGCUGCUGGCUGACAAGGUCCCUGAGACCUCCCUGGGUGUCCCCAUCAUCGUCAACUACCUCAUGUUCACCAUGAUCCUGGUCACGGUCUCAGUCAUCCUCAGUGUGGUGGUCCUCAACCUGCACCACCGGUCCCCCUCCACACACCACAUGCCCAUGUGGGUCCGCAAGGUGAGAUUGGGCGGCCCUGUUGGAAUACCAUAUAUAUAUUUUUUUUCCUUCCUCUCUCCCUUCCUUUCCUUGACUCGUAGUAAACGAGACUCUGAAAACGCUAAAGCUCAUGAAUAUUUAUGACGGCUGGAGGAGGAAUGCAGAAGAAAACAAUAGAAGGGGAAAAAAAGGUUUUUGUAUCGGGAGUCUCAGGCAGGCGGGUAGGAAGGUGUGUAUGUGCGUGCGCGUGUUGAACGUGCGCGUACAUGCUCGUGUGUGUGUGUGUACGUGCGUCCGUCCGGACGUGCACCUGCAUGCAUAUUAAACACCAAUGGCUCUGGCCUCUACAUUAUUUAAAGCUAAUUACAUCGCCUCGGUACUGCUCCACCACCACCGCCAAUCAUUGAAUGGCUGAACAAUCACCAUGGCUAUGCCGGGAAAUGUGCAUGUUUUAAUAGAAGGAAAUGGCACGGAAAUGGAUGAUAGAAGAGAGAGAGAGAGAGAGACCCUAUACAGUAUUUUCUCCUCCUUUUCCCUCUGUUUCUCCUCUGCCUUUUCUCCUCCUCUAAAAGUGAGUGUGUGUCAACAACUAGAAGAUAUUAACCUGAGGAGUUCUUAUUCCGGAGCAGAGAGACCCAUUGACAGGAAUAUGGUGCUGAAGUAUUCGUUAGCUGGUUAGCAUAUUACAUUUGACAUUUUAGUCAUUUAGCAGACGCUCUUAUCCAGAGCGACUUACAGUUAGUGAGUGCAUACAUUUUCAUACUGGCCCCCCGUGGGAAUCGAACCCACAACCCUGGCGUUGCAAACGCCAUGCUCUACCAACUGAGUGAAUGGGGAAUGCCACAUAGGACAGAGUGACAUGCUAUAUCCAGGGUUGUGGUCAAUUCCAUUUCAAUUCAGUCAAUACAGGAAGUAAACUGAAAUUCCAAAUCCAAUAAAGAAAAUAAAAAAACUCAUUUGAAAAGCAUUGAGCAAAAGCAGUGAGAUGUCACAGUGAGUAGCAAGCAUUUAGAAAAAAUGUAAUUGGAAUGUCAGUUUACUUCCUAAGCUGACUGUAUUUAAAUGAAAUUGACCCAACCCUGGAUAUAGCAGAGAUCAAUGUUCACUACCAGAUAUGCUUGCUACUCACUGUGACAUCACACAUUGGAUCAAGGAUGACAGUUAGUCUUAAUUGGUUAGGAGCAUUGUGGGUUAGUGCACAGUUCAUAGUCUGUUUAUGUGAAUAAGAGAGCGAGAGAGAGAAAGAGAGGGAUUUAAACAGCAUAUUGUAAAAUUCAGGAAUGCACUUAGUUUCAAUGUGACAUCCACCGAAUCAGUUAACCCUCAAAUACGGUGUUCCUAUCACAUAGGAAAGAGCAGGGAGCCACUGAAGAUGGUAUGUUUAUUGAAAUCAUCAUAGAGUCUGCAGCCUGAGUCAAGGUGUAUGGAGACCACAUCUCCUUUCUCCAGCAACAGAAUCACUGCAUUGGAUACAUACUGAUUGUGUCCAUUGUAGUCAUUUGCCGCUUUUAUAUGCUGACCAUUCUUAAGCAAUACUACAUUGGCCUUUGCUGAGAUACGGUUGACCAUACCAAUGAAUCUAAUGUAGUAGAGCCCUCUCACUGGUGCUGUGAAGGCCCCUGUAACAGGGGUGUAGGCGUUACCAAUGUUAGUGAUGACAUUGGUGUAGACCAGAAAGGUGUCAGCAUUGAAGGGUCCCACUGGACUGCCUAAAGCAGCAGAGAAGGCCACCUUUGGCCUUUCUGCAUUCUCUCUCUUCAGCUCCUCCACCUCUCCUGUCAGUUGAUCCACUGUGUUCUUGUGGCUCUGCAGUUCAGUCUUGGUGACGCUCAGCUCCACUCCUUGCUCGACCACCUUGUUCACUAAAACGGCAUUCUCUCUCUUCAGUUCCUCCACCUCUCCCUCACUGGCUGUAUCUCUGGCCUCCAUGUACCUCAGCUCCACUCUCUGUUCCAAAACCAUGUCUCUCAGCGCUCUCAGCUCAGCCGUCAGGUUGGGUUGUCUCUGUAGCUUCGGUCCUGUGACCUUGUUGAGUGAUGUCAUUCUCUUGGACCCCUCCACUAUGUCCCUGAGCCCACCAGACAGACAGAACAGCAACACCAGCAGAGCUACAGCACCCCUCAUUCUGAAACAGUGGAUCUUUCCAGAAAGUAUGUUAUCUGAGGCUCAGCCCCGUUCUUUAUAUACACAUCAGAGGUGGCUGGUGGGAGGUGAUUCUGGAGGACAGGCUCAUUGUAAUGGCUGGAAUACCUGGAAUGGUAUCAAACACAUGGAAAUAAUGUGUUUAAUUCCUUUCCAUUCAUCAAUCUCAGGUGUUACAGUGUGCCUGUCCUCCGAUAUCUCCUCCCAGCAGUCACCACUGAUAAACACUGGCCACGGUGGACUAAUACAUGGGAACUUUAACGGUUGACCUCAGUGGAACAUUUGGGGAGCAUAGCCAAGGACUGUGCGUGAUGUAACAGAACACUGGUAAAGAUGAAUUAAAUCUGGGGUUGUUUAAGGCCAUGGGUGGAGAAAGACAAGAGACCCCCUAACGGUACAUACUACAUACUCCUCCUCCUCCUGUUGAAGUAUGUUGUCUCGAGCUGGGAGAGAGUUGUCUGCGUGCAUUCGUAUGUACUCGUGUGUGCUGGCAGGCCCUGCUUGUCUGAUAGUUCUUUCUCCAGGACGCUCUCUGAUGUCGGCGCUUGGCAGCUUUGGCGAAAAACUGCCUCUUGCCAGUCUAACCAACCAGGGAUCCAAUCCCCACCUACACCUCCUUACACCUCCACACACCUCCUUGCCAGUCUAACCAACCAGGGAUCCAAUCCCCACCUACACCUCCUACACCUCCACACACCCUCCUUGCCAGUCUAACCAACCAGGGAUCCAGUCCCCACACACACCUCCUUUACAACCUCCACACACCUCCUUACCAGUCUAACCAACCAGGGAUCCAAUCCCCACACCACACCUCCUACACCUCCACACACCGCCUACCAGUCUAACCAACCAGGGAUCCAAUCCCCACACACACCUCCUUGCCCAGUCUAACCAACAGGGACCAAUCCCCACACACACCUCCUUACCAGUCUAACCAACCAGGGAUCCAAUCCCCACACACACCUCCUUACCAGUCUAACCAACCAGGGAUCCAAUCCCCACACACACCUCCUUGCCAGUCUAACCAACCAGGGAUCCAAUCCCCACACACACCUCCUUACCAGUCUAACCAACCAGGGAUCCAAUCCCCACACACACCUCCUUACACCUCCACACACCUCCUUGCCAGUCUAACCAACCAGGGAUCCAAUCCCCACCUACACCUCCUUGCCAGUCUAACCAACCAGGGAUCCAAUCCCCACACACACCUCCUUACACCUCCACACACCUCCUUGCCAGUCUAACCAACCAGGGAUCCAAUCCCCACCUACACCUCCUUACACCUCCACACACCUCCUUGCCAGUCUAACCAACCAGGGAUCCAAUCCCCACCUACACCUCCUUGCCAGUCUAACCAACCAGGGAUCCAAUCCCCACACACACCUCCUUGCCAGUCUAACCAACCAGGGAUCCAAUCCCCACCUACACCUCCUUACACCUCCACACACCUCCUUGCCAGUCUAACCAACCAGGGAUCCAAUCCCCACACACACCUCCUUACACCUCCACACACCUCCUUGCCAGUCUAACCAACCAGGGAUCCAAUCCCCACACACACCUCCUUACACCUCCACACACCUCCUUACCAGUCUAACCAACCAGGGAUCCAAUCCCCACACACACCUCCUUACACCUCCACACAACCGUCCUUACCAGUCUAACCAACCAGGGAUCCAAUCCCCACACACACCCUCCUUACCACCUCCACACACCUCCUUACCAGUCUAACCAACCAGGGAUCCAAUCCCCACACACACCUCCUUACACCUCCACACACCUCCUUACCAGUCUAACCAACCAGGGAUCCAAUCCCCACACACACACCUCCUUACAACCUCCACCACACCUCCUUACCAGUCUAACCAACCAGGGAUCCAAUCCCCACCUACAACCUCCUUACCAGUCUAACCAACCAGGGAUCCAAUCCCCACCUACACCUCCUUACCAGUCUAACCAACCAGGGAUCAUCCACCACACCUCCACUAACACCUCCUACCCCACAUCCCUCUACUACCAACCAGGGAUCCAAUCCCCACCUACACCUCCUUACCAGUCUAACCAACCAGGGAUCCAAUCCCCACACACACCUCCUUACCAGUCUAACCAACCAGGGAUCCAAUCCCCACCCACACCUCCUUACCAGUCUAACCAACCAGGGAUCCAAUCCCCACACACACCUCCUUACCAGUCUAACCAACCAGGGAUCCAAUCCCCACCUACACCUCCUUACACCUCCACACACAUCUCCUUAGCUGUGUUGUUGGAGAGCACCACAUCAAUCGUCUAAAAAAACAAACAAAUGUUCCUAUUCUAUCAGAGCGUAAGAGAAAACACCGAGUGGCCGUGUCCGAAAUCUGUUUUGCCUGCUACUUACUAAAACGACAUACUGUGUACUCAUCGUACUACAUACUAUUUAGCACGUACUGUUUAGUAAAAAACGAAUGCAGUAAGCAACACAUAUCAGCAUACUAGUCUCAUCCUACUGAGAAUGUGUCAUCUAAUGCACAGUUGUGUUGAUUCCCGCCUUUCCCUCAUUUUAGUGCAGCGAGUCCCUCAGCUGAUUAUCAGCUGUUGUCAAACACACAUGGGUCUGGAAAGACGAUUCUCUUCCUCAAUAGUGUGCAGUGAAUUCUACUAGAUGAAAAGCCUAAAUGAGUAUGACAUCCUGGCAUUUAAAGUAUACUACAUUUUAGAAAUGUCAUAUACUAUAAAAGGUUCUAUUUUCGCAUACCCAAAAUGCGUACGCAAGUACGGGUAUUCGGACACGGCCAAUCUCUCUCUAGGCUUAUCUGAGUCCCAUUAUCUGCAAACAGAGACACAUAUAGACACUCCCAGUCCGCUGCACCAAUAGCUUUUCUACUGGCACCUGAUUGAAUUUUCCUCCCUGAGACGACUACUUUUGAGAGUGAGAGGGCUGAUGCAUUGAGACUCAGUCAUGCAAAAAAUAGUUUUCUACGGUGUGUCCACUCAUUCACACACACAUGCAAGCGCACGCUUAUGUUUGUAUGUGUGCGCUUGCGUGUGUGUGUCUGAGUGAUUGAGUGGACACACAAGUACGCACAUGCGAACACACACACACACACAGAAAUGCAAGCACACAUUCACACACACACACAGAACGAGAAGGUCGGCUUUAGUGCAAACUCAAUGAUAGUGUAUAUCUGAGUCUGACACUGGAGUAGUGGACAGUAGACUGGACACUGCCUUCCAACAAUAUAUGGUGUAUUUGUAAGAAAAUAUUAUCAGUUUAUUAUUGUUAUUUAUAUACAAAAGUAUGUGGACACCCCUUCAAAUUAGUGGAUUCGGCUAUUUCAGCCACACCCAUUGCUGACAGGUCUAUAAAAAAAUCGAGCACACGGCCAUGCAAUCUCCAUAGUUAAACAUUGGCAGUAGAAUGGCCUUACUGAAGAGCUCAGUGACUUUCAACGUGGCACCGUCAUAGGAUGCCACCUUUCCAACAAGUCAGUUCGUCAAAUUUCUGCCCUGCUAGAGCUGCCCCGGUCAACUGUAAGUGAUGUUAUUGUGAAGUGGAAACGUCAAGGAGCAACAACGGCUCAGCCGUGAAGUGGUAGGCCACACAAGCUCACAGAACGGGACCGCUGAAGCACGUAGCGUGUAAAAGUAAUCGUCAGUCCUCAGUUGCAACACUUGCUACCGAGUUCCAAACUGCCUCUGGAAGCAACGUCAGCACAAUAGGCGAUAUGUUACAGGCGAGCAUGACGUAUUUCCGGUUAAAUCUCAGGAUGGAUGUAAACUUCCGGUUAUCGUAGAAUGCUGUGCUACCGUAUGCUAGCAUUGAAUGCUUGUCAUCAAAAACAUCCGAAGCGGUACAUUUUCGUUGUUGUUGUUGUUUAUCUUAAUGUUUAUGUUCAUGUUUUUACUUGUAAUACUUUGUCUUGACUUAUAACACGAUGACGUGUAAACGUACAAAAGUGUCCUUUCAAAAACAGGAUGACAGCUCUUCCAGCCAUCACUGCUGUGUGCCGCAAUGUACAGUGUCUGCCAGAUGCAAUUCGUCUUAGUUUUUUUCCUCUUGAAAAGUAGAAACAUCAAGUACAAAAGCAAGGAAGUUGGGCCAUAUGUUUAUAAAGAAAGAAGUAAAGAUGAAAGGACAGUUUUGAGUUUGAAGAACAGCAGUUUGAAGAAUAGCUGAGUGGAAUAUGUUACUGUCAUUGCAGUUAUCAAGUCAGGAAAAAGUAGCAAUCUCAUUAUUGUUUACAUUUCAAACCAAACUCCAAUUUGUUUACAACAGACCCAACAACAAAGCAUGGCAAUUCCCACUCAGCUACCCUGGUCUGUAUUAGGCUACCACUGUUCAGCUAUCGUGAAAACCACUCAAGUGUUCUCUUAGCAAUGGCAAUCAAAGCUGUGGUAACAUUAAACGAGUAAAACAUGUGUUGAACGGAACCUUGAACAAGUUCAACAGAACUUUGAACGUGUCACUUAAUCUAGUCCUACUCUCAGCUGGUGUGGUGGCUUUAGUUUCUUCAUUGGCUCUCACAGAGAUUACAUUUACAUUUACAUUUACAUUAUAUUUAAGUCAUUUAGCAGACGCUCUUAUCCAGAGCGACUUACAGUUUUAGUCACAUUAUUAUUAUACUUUUUUGUUGUUCUUUUUUUAUUUUUUUAUACCCCCUGUGGGAAUCGAACCCACAACCCUGGCGUUGCAAACGCCAUGCUCUAUCAACUGAGCUACAUCCCUGCCGGCCAUUCCCUCCCCUACCCUGGACGACGCUGGGCCAAUUGCGCGCCGCCCCAUGGGUCUCCCGGUCGCGGCCGGCUACGACAGAGCCUGGAUUUGAACCAGGAUCUCUAGUGGCACAGCUAGCAUUGCGAUGCAGUGCCUUAGACCACUGCGCCACUCGGGAGAUCUCAUUUGUAGCCCUGUUUUUACCUGAUACUUUCAUAAAAGUACAAACACAUGAAGUGAGAGGUAUAUACACAUGAGUAAACUUUAUUUAAAGCAUGAUUAACCUGAAGCAGGUCAUGAGUCAUGACUUAAAACACCAAAGCAAGGCUUCUAGCUCAGGCUAGCUAGCGUUAGCAUAUUACCUUCAAAGUUGCAAAGAAAAGAAGAAACGUAAAAUUUGAAGCCUUUAUCCAGUUUGCUACGUGGUGUCAUACUGGAUGUCCGGACGACCCUCCGUAUAUUAUUAACAGAUACUUUAGGCAACUCCAGCAAACACCUCUUCCAUAACGGUCUACUGUCACUGUCUAAUGUUUUUUUUCCGGUAACUGGAAAUGCCCAAUCAUCCUUACGCCAAUGCGGAAGUGAUGCGUGCAUAGAGCCCAUAACUGUUCGACGGGAGCUUCAUGCCUAAGAUCACCAUGCGCAAUGCCAAGCGUCGGCUGGAGUAGUGUAAAGCUCGCCGCCAUUGGAUUCUGGAGCAGAGGAAACGAAUUCUCUGUAGUGAUGAAUCACACUUCACCAUCUGUCAGUCCGACAGACAAAUCUGGGUUUAGAGGAUGCCAGGAGAACGCUACCUGCCCGAAUGCAUAGUGCCAACUGUAAAGUUUGGUGGAGGAGGAAUAAUGGCCUGGGGCUGUUUUUCAUGGUUCGGGCUUGGCCCCUUAGUUCCAGUGAAGGGAAAUCUUAACGCUACAGGAUACAAUGAAAUUCUAGACGUUUCUGUGCUUCCAACUUUGUGGCAACAGUUUGGGGAAGGCCCUUUUCCUGUUUCAGCAUGACAAUGCCCCCGUGCACAAAGCGAAGUCCAUACAAAAAUGGUUUGUUUCAUCAGACGAGAGGACAUUUCUCCAAAAAGUACGAUCUUUGUCCCCAUGUGCAGUUGCAAACUGGCUUUUUUGGAGGUUUUAUGGCGGUUUUGGAGCAGUGGCUUCUUCCUUGCUGAGCGGCCUUUCAGGUUAUGUCGAUAUAGGACUAGUUUUACUGUGGAUAUAGAUACUUUUGUAUCUGUUUCCUCCAGUAUCUUCACAAGGUUCUUUGCUGCUGUUCUGGGAUUGAUUGCACUUUUCGCACCAAAGUACGUUCAUUUCUAGGAGACAGAACGCGUCUCCUUCCUGAGCGGUAUGACGGCUGCGUGGUCCCAUGGUGUUUAUACUUGCUUACUAUUGUUUGUACAGAUGAACGUGGUACCUUCAGACGUUUGGAAAUUGCUCCCAAGGAUGAACCAGACUUGUGGAGGUCUACAAUGUAUUUUCUGAGGUCUUGGCUGAUUUCUUUUGAUUUUCCCAUGAUGUCAAGCAAAGAGGCACUGAGUUUGAAGGUAGGCCUUGAAAUAGAUCCACAGGUACACCUCCAAUUGACUCAACUUAUGUCAAUUAGCCUAUCAGAACCUUCUAAAGCCAUGACAUCAUUUUCUGGAAUUUUCCAAGCUGUUUAAAGGCACAGUCAACUUAGUGUAUGUAAACUUCUGACCCACUGGAAUUGUGAUACAGUGAAUUAUAAGUGAAAUAAUCUGUCUGUAAACAAUUGUUGGAAAAGUUACUUGUCAUGCACAAAGUAGAUGUCCUAACCGACUUGCCAAAACUAUAGUUUGUUAACAAGAAAUUUGUGGAGUGGUUGAAAAACUAGUUUUAAUGACUCCAACCUAAGUGUAUGUAAACUUCCGACUUCAACUGUAUAUACUGCAUUCUAUUCUAUAAUAUUCUACUGCAUCUUAGUCGAUGCCGCUCUGUCAUUGCUUGUCCAUAUAUGUAUAUUUUCUUAUGUUGUGAAAUUGUUAGAUAUUACUUGUUAGAUAUUACUGCACUGUCGGAGCUAGAAGCACACGCAUUUCACUACACCCGCUAUAACAUCUGCUAAACACGUGUAUGUGACAAAUAACAUUUGAUUUGAUUUAACAGGUGACAUAAAUAAGGGAUCAUAGCUUUCACCUGGAUAGUCACCAGGUGUUCCUAAUGUUUUGUACACUCAGUGUAUAUAUAUUUACAUUACAUUUUAGUCAUUUAGCAGACGCUCUUAUCCAGAGCGACUUACAGUUAGUGAAUGCAUACAUGUUUAUUUUUAUUUAAUUUAUUAUUAUUUUUUUCAUACUGGAAUCGAACCCACAACCCUGGCGUUGCAAAUGCCAUGCUCUACCAACUAAGCUAUAUAGAUGUUUUAUUGUCACAUACACUGGAUAGGUGCAGUGAAAUGUUGUUUUAGACCAGGGCUGUUGAACUCAUUCCGUGGAGGGCCUAGUGUCUCCUGGUUUUAGGUUUUUCCUUUCAAUUAACACCUAGACAACCAGGUGAGGGGAGUUCCUUACUAAUCAGUGACCUAAAUUCAUCAAUCGAGUACAAGGGAGGAGCGAAAACCCGCAGGUACUUGGCCCUCCGUGGAAUGAGUUUGACACGCGUUUUACAGGGUCAGCCAUAGUAGUACGGUGCCCCUUGGAGCAAUUUAGGGUUAAGUGCCUUGCUCAAGGGCACAUGAACAUAUUUUUCACCUUGUCAGCUCGGUUAUUUGAACCAGCUACCUGCUGCCAUUCAGAGAGAGAGAGAGAGAGACACACACACGAGAUAGAAGUAGAGUUAGCGGAAGCAACAGCUGGUCAACAGCCUUGCUGAUAAUAACAUGCUGAUUCAUGGUAUUUCUGAAGGUAUUUAUACAGACAUAUCCAAUGAAACAUUCAUUACUGAUAGUAGGUCUAUGGAAAGCCAUGAAGGUUGUUCAAAUCCAUGAAUAUCACUGAAUAUUACUUUGACUGAUUACCCCCAUGCAGUAAAAAAAAAUAAAGGUAUUUUUCUGUAGUUCAAUGAAUUUUAUGCUGCCUGCCUGCCGUGCUAAUCUCCCUCUCUCUCUCUCUCUCUCUCCCCUCCUUCCAGAUCUUCAUCCACAUGCUGCCCCCCUACCUGGGCAUGCUGCGGCCCAAGGUGGAGAUGCCCCUCUCCCUGGAUCAGCCCCCCAGGAGGGAGAAGAACAACAUGGCCAUCAGCCGCGCCGCUGACGAGUACUUCAUACGCAAGCCCAACACCUGCUUCCUCUUCCCCAAACCCAACAGGUGAGAGGUCAGGGGUUACAGCUCACUGGGGGGUCAAAUGUUAGCCCAACAUUAUAGAGAUGGAAAGAGGUCUCAUCUUUGUAUCUGUGCCAUCAUGGCGUCUGUAACAGCAUGGGCAGCGCCAUCGAGGCAAUCUCCAUUUUAAAGUAAUUUUCUUAUUUUUGUUUGAAAAAAGCGUAAUGCUAAUAUUGGUGUCGGUAAAUCCAAUAGCAGUCCCCAAUCACACUUGUAGGCUAUGUCAUGGCGACGUUGGCUAGCUAAGCUCAUGCGUAGAAACACAUCAUUGGGUCUAACGGUCGUUUCGUGCCGAACUGCACAUGUGCAGUGCCGUCAAAUCAAGGCACUCCCUCUAGAUAAAGUUUUAACUAAAUUGAAAAUGUGUCAGUUUUUCACUUUCUCAAGGUUGGAGUAAUAACAUGUUCAACUAACUUAAAGCUGCAAUAUGUAACUUUUUGGGCGACCUGACCAAAUUCACAUAGAAAUAGGAGUUAUAGAUCUGUCAUUCUCAUUGAAAGCAAGUCUAAGAAGCGGUAGAUCUCUUCUAUGCACUAUUUCUAUGGUUCCCGUUCUUAAGUUUCAUUUUUGUGUCUUUUACUUUCGGUUUUGUACAGCAGCUUCAAACAGCUGAAAAUACAAUAGUGUUGGUAAUGGAAAAUAUAUUUCACAGCGGUUUAGAGGGUACAAUGAAUUAUUCUCUACACCAGUGGUCACCAACCUUUUCUGAGUCAAGAUCACUUUGAGUCAAAAUGCAAGCCGAAAUCUACCGCUCAGAUUUUUUUUUUUAGACAUGACUUGAAAGUAAGCAUAUGCAACAUUAGCUAAUUAAAAACAGUUCUGUAGCAAUGAGGUUUGUGCAGUAGGCUAUAGGCCCAAUACAUUAUAACUGCAUAUUGGCUACGCUUGAAUUGUCCUGCCAAAGUUCUUCUCAGACCAUUUUGAUAUGAUAUUUUUAAAAUGUAGGUUUAUGAUCACACUGUCAAUAUAACAUUUGUUGUAUUACUUGUGAGGCACAAUUGAGUGAGCAUAAUAAUUAGCUAUUUUUUUUUUUUACUGGACUGAUGGCCUGCAUAUGAUGGUCAGUGUGAGGGGAGGGAGGGUAGUGAGUCUUUUCGGUGAGCUGGCUGAUUUGGCUCCCAAACGGCUCUUCGUUCAAAAUGCUUAAAAUCAAUCUAGAACCAUGAAAAAAUGGCACAUCUCCAAUGUAAAUCCCAAAAGGUAGGCGACCAUUAUGUCUGAUUGUGAAAUGCCCGUUGAAAUACAUUUUCAAUCUAGCCAAAUUUUACGCACUGGCAAAAAAUCACUGUGGACCAGAUUGACGUGCUCUCCUCCCUCCCUCCGCUGAGAAAAGGGGACACCGUCUUCCAGCUGAUGGCGAAACUCAAGUUGCACUGCAUUAUUUCAGCCUCAUGCACCAAUUCAUGUUGUUACUCCUAUGACCAGAGAAAGUGAAAUAUUCCUCUAUUAAAAUAGACCCAAGCCGCUAAAAAUAAUGCAAGCCUAUCGAUUCACUUUCCUACUCAUUCAUUGCAGCUGCAGUGCUGGUUGUAGCGCGAGUGGAAGUAGGAAGAACAAGGAUUUUAUGGCUUUAACAGAGUGUUGACAGUGCUGAAUAACAACCUAAAUAUUAACUUACUUAUAAACAGCAACUCUUUGCUGUAUUCAGUGAGUCUCUCUCUAGUCAUGGUUUUAAAAGUUUUGAAAUCUCACAGUAUCAACUUUGCUGUGCAUUCGAGGUUUUCUUUUUAAAGUAUAUGGCUCUAGGAAACUGCAGACACUGUGUUCUGAGCCUUCUGAUUGGCCAGCGGUAGGCCUAUAGGUGCACUUGAUUUGCUCUCUGGGCCUGUCGGGUAGGUGGAGUUCUACCUUCAGACUCAUGAAAUGGUUAAAAAUGGGAACACUUUGCCUUCCCGGCGCUAGGGCUGCUGAAUCAAGUGCACCUACUGCCAACAGCGCCCCCCAAAAAUAGGCUUUAUCUUAGUUUUUUUACAGAAAUGUUUGGUGACCAACUAGGAAUGACCAGCCGAUCGCGAUCGACCGUUUGGUGACCACUGCUCUAUAAUAUACAUGCUUGUUUUGUCACAUAAACUGAAAUUAGGCUAACUAUUAGAAUUUUAACAACCAGGAAAUGGCGGAGCGAUAUCUGCAUAGUGCAUCUUUAAGACAUUGGCACAAAUCUAGGUUGUGCCUUUUUAGAUUUCGAAAAAAUUAACAACUAAGGAAUAAUUUUUCAUUCUUCUCAAACCCCAAAUCCCGGCCUGGUCUGCUUGGUCUGUUUCGUAAGCAUUCCUGGAAGUCUCACGAUGUUGCGCCUCUGGGUUUAGAAACUCUUUGAUAGCACCCUAUUUAAAGAAGAAGACCAUGCUCUGAUCCUUGGGAGAUCACUCCCAACCCAACCCCACCCAGUUGACUACUUCAAACUGGUGGAACCCUCAAUGGCAAUGUCCAUGCUAAAGUGGGUUAUAUCCAAGUUGAAUCCUCUAACUAUCGCUAUGGUAAUUUGAAGGUUAUUGGAAGGUCAUUGCAUUGGUAUAGAAUUUAAAAUCCUAGAACAUACAUUCCCAUUCGAAUUCCAUUCCUGUGUCUGUGAUGUGAUGGAUUGGACCUGCGGCCAUAUUAAGUGUACCCAUUCUCCCCAUCAUGGAUGUAACAAUGGUGAAAACUCCCUCCAGCCAAUGCUUGCAGCAAUUCAAUGAUUUUAAAUCAUUCUAAUUGUGAUUCUGAUGGUAAAGAUGGCUGUGAAAUAGAAGUUACACCCCUAUCACAGAUCUCAGAUUACUUGGUGAAAGUAGUGACCUAGGUUGAGUCCCAAAUGGCACCCUAUUCCCUACAUAGUGCCCUACGUUUUACCAGAGCGGGUAGUGCACUAUGUAGUGAAUAGGGUGCCAUUUGGGACAUUGCCACAGCCUCUUCUCAUGAAUCUGUUGGGGAAGACUCACCUCUGGUGACAUUGUCUGUCCCUAGUGUACCCUAAGGUGAACUCUACCAUAAUUUACUGUUAACUCAUUCAGUUCUGAAGAAGAGCAGCCCCCCAGGUAUUCAUAACAUGAGGACCUAAUGAAUAGCUUAGUGUCUGAGAACAUGUUUUAACCCUCCCUGGAGGCCAUUUAUACAUACAUACAGUGGGGAGAACAAGUAUUUGAUACACUGCCGAUUUUGCAGGUUUUCAUACUUACAAAGCAUGUAGAGGUCUGUAAUUUUUAUCAUAGGUACACUUCAACUGUGAGAGACGGAAUCUAAAACAAAAAUCCAGAAAAUCACAUUGUAUGAUUUUUAAGUAAUUAAUUUGCAUUUUAUUGCAUGACAUAAGUAUUUGAUCACCUACCAACCAGUAAGAAUUCUGGCUCUCACAGACCUGUUAGUUUUUCUUCAAGAAGCCCUCCUGUUCUCCACUCAUUACCUGUAUUAACUGCACCUGUUUGAACUCGUUACCUGUAUAAAAGACACCUGCCACACACUCAAUCAAACAGACUCCAACCUCUCCACAAUGGCCAAGACCAGAGAGCUGUGUAAGGACAUCAGGGAUAAACCUGCACAAGGCUGGGAUGGGCUACAGGACAAUAGGCAAGCAGCUUGGUGAGAAGGCAACAACUGUUGGCGCAAUUAUUAGAAAAUGGAAGAAGUUCAAGAUGACGGUCAAUCACCCUCGGUCUGGGGCUCCAUGCAAGAUCUCACCUCGUGGGGCAUCAAUGAUCAUGAGGAAGGUGAGGGAUCAGCCCAGAACUACACGGCAGGACCUGGUCAAUUACCUGAAGAGAGCUGGGACCACAGUCUCAAAGAAAACCAUUAGUAACACACUACGCCGUCAUGGAUUAAAAUCCUGCAGCGCACGCAAGGUCCCCCUGCUCAAGCCAGCGCAUGUCCAGGCCCGUCUGAAGUUUGCCAAUGACCAUCUGGAUGAUCCAGAGGAGGAAUGGGAGAAGGUCAUGUGGUCUGAUGAGAAAAAAAUAGAGCUUUUUGGUCUAAACUCCACUCACUGUGUCUGGAGGAAGAAGAAGGAUGAGUACAACCCCAAGAACACCAUCCCAACCAUGAAGCAUGGAUGUGGAAACAUCAUUCUUUGGGGAUGCUUUUCUGCAAAGGGGACAGGAGGACUGCACCGUAUUGAGGGGAGGAUGGAUGGGGCCAUGUAUCGCGAGAUCUUGGCCAACAACCUCCUUCCCUCAGUAAGAUCAUUGAAGAUGGGUCGUGGCUGGGUCUUCCAGCAUGACAACGACCCGAAACACACAGCCAGGGCAACUAAGGAGUGGCUCCGUAAGAAGCAUCUCAAGGUCCUGGAGUGGUCUAGCCAGUCUCCAGACCUGAACCCAAUAGAAAAUCUUUGGAGGGAGCUGAAAGUCCGUAUUGCCCAGCGACAGCCCCGAAACCUGAAGGAUCUGGAGAAGGUCUGUAUGGAGGAGUGGGCCAAAAUCCCUGCUGCAGUGUGUGCAAACCUGGUCAAGACCUACAGGAGACGUAUGAUCUCUGUAAUUGCAAACAAAGGUUUCUGUACCAAAUAUUAAGUUCUGCUUUUCUGAUGUAUCAAAUACUUACAGUGGGGGAAAAAAGUAUUUAGUCAGCCACCAAUUGUGCAAGUUCUCCCACUUAAAAAGAUGAGAGAGGCCUGUAAUUUUCAUCAUAGGUACAAGUCAACUAUGACAGACAAAUUGAGGAGAAAAAUUUUUUUCUCCAGAAAAUCACAUUGUAGGAUUUUUUAUGAAUUUAUAUGCAAAUUAUGGUGAAAAAUAAGUAUUUGGUCACCUACAAACAAGCAAGAUUUCUGGCUCUCACAGACCUGUAACUUCUUAUUUAAGAGGCUCCUCUGUCCUCCACUCGUUACCUGUAUUAAUGGCACCUGUUUGAACUUGUUAUCAGUAUAAAAGACACCUGUCCACAACCUCAAACAGUCACACUCCAAACUCCACUAUGGCCAAGACCAAAGAGCUGUCAAAGGACACCAGAAACAAAAUUGUAGACCUGCACCAGGCUGGGAAGACUGAAUCUGCAAUAGGUAAGCAGCUUGGUUUGAAGAAAUCAACUGUGGGAGCAAUUAUUAGGAAAUGGAAGACAUACAAGACCACUGAUAAUCUCCCUCGAUCUGGGGCUCCACGCAAGAUCUCACCCCGUGGGGUCAAAAUGAUCACAAGAACGGUGAGCAAAAAUCCCAGAACCACACGGGGGGACCUAGUGAAAGAACUGCAGAGAGCUGGGACCAAAGUAACAAAGCCUACCAUCAGUAACACACUACGCCGCCAGGGACUCAAAUCCUGCAGCGCCAGACGUGUCUCCCUGCUUAAGCCAGUACAUGUCCGGGCCCGUCUGAAGUUUGCUAGAGUGCAUUUGGAUGAUCCAGAAGAGGAUGAUCCAGAAGAGGAUUGGGAGAAUGUCAUAUGGUCAGAUGAAACCAAAAUAGAACUUUUUGGUAAAAACUCAACUCGUCGUGUUUGGAGGACAAAGAAUGCUGAGUUGCAUCCAAAGAACUCCAUACCUACUGUGAAGCAUGGGGGUGGAAACAUCAUGCUUUGGGGCUGUUUUUCUGUAAAGGGACCAGGACGACUGAUCCGUGUAAAGGAAAGAAUGAAUGGGGCCAUGUAUCGUGAGAUUUUGAGUGAAAACCUCCUUCCAUCAGCAAGGGCAUUGAAGAUGAAACGUGGCUGGGUCUUUCAGCAUGACAAUGAUCCCAAACACACCGCCCGGGCAACGAAGGAGUGGCUUCGUAAGAAGCAUUUCAAGGUCCUGGAGUGGCCUAGCCAGUCUCCAGAUCUCAACCCCAUAGAACAUCUUUGGAGGGAGUUGAAAGUCUGUGUUGGCCAGCGACAGCCCCAAAACAUCACUGCUCUAGAGGAGAUCUGCAUGGAGGAAUGGGCCAAAAUACCAGCAACAGUGUGUGAAAACCUUGUGAAGACUUACAGAAAACGUUUGACCUGUGUCAUUGCCAACAAAGGGUAUAUAACAAAGUAUUGAGAAACUUUUGUUAUUGACCAAAUACUUAUUUUCCACCAUAAUUUGCAAAUAAAUUCAUUAAAAAUCCUACAAUGUGAUUUUCUGGAUUUUUUUUCCUCAUUUUGUCUGUCAUAGUUGACGUGUACCUAUGAUGAAAAUUACAGGCCACUCUCAUCUUUUUAAGUGGGAGAACUUGCACAAUUGGUGGCUGACUAAAUACUUUUUUCCCCCACUGUAUGUCAUGCAAUAAAAUGCAAAUUAAUUACUUAAAAAUCAUUCAAUGUGAUUUUCUGGAUUUCUUUUUAAAAUUCAGUCUCUCACAGUUGAAGUGUACCCUGAAUAAAAACUACAGACCUCUACAUGCUUUGUAAGUAGGACAACCUGCAAAAUCGGCAGUGUAUCAAAUACUUGUUCUCCCCACUGUACAUACAUACAGUGAGGGAAAAAAGUAUUUGAUCCCCUGCUGAUUUUGUACGUUUGCCCACUGACAGAGAAAUUAUCAGUCUAUAAUUUUAAUGGUAGGUUUAUUUGAACAGUGAGAGACAGAAUAACAACAAAAAAAUCCAGAAAAAUGCAUGUCAAAAAUGUUAUAAAUUGAUUCGCAUUUUAAUGAGGGAAAUAAGUAUUUGACCCCUCUCAAUCAGAAAGAUUUCUGGCUCUCAGGUGUCUUUUAUACAGGUAACGAGCUGAGAUUAGGAGCACACUCUUAAAAGGAGUGCUCCUAAUCUCAGUUUGUUACCUGUAUAAAAGACCCCUGUCCACAGACGCAAUCAAUCAAUCAGAUUCCAAACUCUCCACCAUGGCCAAGACCAAAGAGCUCUCCAAGGAUGUCAGGGACAAGAUUGUAGACCUACACAAGGCUGGAAUGGGCUACAAGACCAUCGCCAAGCAGCUUGGUGAGAAGGUGACAACAGUUGGUGCGAUUAUUCGCAAAUGGAAGAAACACAAAAUAACUGUUAAUCUCCCUCGGCCUGGGGCUCCAUGCAAGAUCUCACCUCGUGGAGUUGCAAUGAUCAUGUGAACUGUGAGGAAUCAGCCCAGAACUACACGGGAGGAUCUUGUCAAUGAUCUCAAGGCAGCUGGGACCAUAGUCACCAAGAAAACAAUUGGUAACACACUACACCGUGAAGGACUGAAAUCCUGCAGCGCCCGCAAGGUCCCCCUGCUCAAGAAAGCACAUAUACAGGCCCGUCUGAAGUUUGCCAAUGAACAUCUGAAUGAUUCAGAGGAGAACUGGGUGAAAGUGUUUUGGUCAGAUGAGACCAAAAUCGAGCUCUUUGGCAUCAACUCAACUCGCCGUGUUUGGAGGAGGAGGAAUGCUGCCUAUGACCCCAAGAACACCAUCCCCACCGUCAAACAUGGAGGUGGAAACAUUAUGCUUUGGGGGUGUUUUUCUGCUAAGGGGACAGGACAACUUCACCGCAUCAAAGGGACGAUGGACGGGGCCAUGUACCGUCAAAUCUUGGGUGAGAACCUCCUUCCCUCAGCCAGGGCAUUGAAAAUGGGUCGUGGAUGGGUAUUCCAGCAUGACAAUGACCCAAAACACACGGCCAAGGCAACAAAGGAGUGGCUCAAGAAGAAGCACAUUAAGGUCCUGGAGUGGCCUAGCCAGUCUCCAGACCUUAAUCCCAUAGAAAAUCUGUGGAGGGAGCUGAAGGUUCAAGUUGCCAAACGUCAGCCUUGAAACCUUAAUGACUUGGAGAAGAUCUGCAAAGAGGAGUAGGACAACAUCCCUCCUGAGAUGUGUGCAAACCUGGUGGCCAACUACAAGAAACGUCUGACCUCUGUGAUUGCCAACAAGGGUUUUGCCACCAAGUACUAAGUCAUGUUUUGCAGAGGGGUCAAAUACUUAUUUCCCUCAUUAAAAUGCAACUCAAUUUAUAACAUUUUUGACAUGUGUUUUUCUGGAUUUUUUUGUUGUUAUUCUGUCUCGCACUGUUCAAAUAAACCAUUAAAAUUAUAGACUGAUCAUGUCUUUGUCAGUGGGCAAACGUACAAAAUCAGCAGGGGAUCAAAUACUUUUUUCCCUCACUGUACAUACAUACACACACACACACACAGACACAUACACACACAGAGUCAUGCACGCAAGCGCACACACACUCACACAUAGAAAACCAGGCAGGCGUCUACAGGUUUAUUAACCACAGGCACGGUCUCCCGCCUCUCUAAAUCGACUCACAGGGAAUUGAAGUUCGAGGCCGAGAGGGAGAGUGAGAAAAUCAUUGCUAAAAUAAUGAUGAUCAGCGCAAAUCUCCUCUGACACAUUAGACCUGGUGUGCAUGUGUGGGGGGGACUCUGCGAUUCAGAGAUGGAGGUGACUAUUAAGAGCGAUUCGAUGAGGCAGCAAUAUCUCUCUGCCCACGCCCCCCUACACCCCUUGCGCUCCCCCCCCCCCCCCGGCCUUCUUAAUUGGUUUUAGUGUGUGUCUUGUCACCGUUGGUGGCCGGUUUUAGUUUAAUUAGUCUCGCUGAUUACUCAUCUACAUCUCCCUGAUGAAGUGACGCUGUGAGAGGGGGACCAAGAGGAGGAGGAGAGCUAGGGAGGAGAAGAGAGGAGUCUUUCCCCUUCAGUCAGGUAGCUCAUCCCAGAACCAUGCCUCCGCAUCAAUCUCUCUGAGAAAACAGAGCGAGAGGAGCUGCUGAGGUCAGUGGCGAUUUGCUCGCCUCGCCGGCCCAGGAGACACACACACACAGACACACACACACACACACACACGCACCGCUGCAUUGUAAAGCCAGGCUUUGCCUGGAAUACCAAGCAGAGAGAAUACAGAGAACGAUAGAAGACCUGCCUGUUUGCCAGGGAGAUGCUUUAGGACCACACCAUAGCCAGGCUGAAGACACAGCACCAUGCUGACUCCUGGUGGUAGCUACAGAGAACUGCAACACUAACAGCUUCCAGUCUCCAAAGGGCUACAGCAACAGAGAGGGCUGUUUCAGAACAAAACAGAUGCUAGGAUACAGCCACUUGAGAGAAGAGACUACACCUGGUCCAUUAGUAGAAUAAUCUCAAUAUGUCCAGGAUUAGGGGUUUAAAAUGGCACCCUAUUCACAAGAUAGUGCACUACUUUUGACCAGGGCUCUCUUUGCUCAAGGCAACUCACAGUAAAGCUGUGUCGACCCAUCGUUAUAGCUAGUAACCUUCCAUAACCCACGACAAGCCAUCAUAACAAAUGGCAACCCAACUUCUUCAGAACAGCUUUGUCAGCAGAAAAAGGCUCAGGUCUAGCUAAAGAGCAGAGGGAGAAUAUGAGAGGAGAGGGAGUUUCUCUCUCUCGCUCUCUCUCUCUCAACAUACAGGGGAAGGAAGUGCAGACUGUCGUUAGCAGGCUGGUAUUUCACAGCUUUUAAUUAGUGAUGAGCUAUGUGGAGUUUGUUCCUGUCUGCACAUCUCUGCCUGCUUGCUCUGUGGGGUGAUGACAUUUGGACUAGUUUUAACCCCUUCCUUCUCCUUGCCCUUCCCUUCUCUCAAAUCAACCCCUGUACCCACUAUGCAGUUCUGUAGAUAUGAAAAGAUAAGAAGAUUGAAGUUUUAGCAAUAUGGUCAUAGGUCCACCUUGCAAUCCCUGAUACAGUAGCGAGGCAGAAAUGUACCCCAUUUUGCCUACUCCUACCAUUGCCUUCAGGGCCCGUAUUCAUGAAGCGUAUCGGAGUAGGGGUGCUGAUCUAGGAUCAGAAAGGCAAACUGGUCCUAGAUCAGUACGGAGACGCUAUGAAUACAGGCCCAGAGCCACAAAACGGCAUAGGCAUGUAGGGAAUCGGGGGUAGUAGUUUAUUCGGAAUUGGACAUUAGUAUCUUUUGCCUCAGCCUCUUGUUUAUGUCUAGGUACCAGUCUGAGGGCAUGUGUACUGACCUGAGGAAGUUCAUCGACGGGCCCAGCCACUACCUCACUCUGCCUCCGGAGCUCAAGACUGCCAUCGAGGCCAUCACCUACAUCGCUGAGCAACUACAGGCUGAUAAGGACUUUGCUGCUGUGAGUGCUGUGUGUGGGACCUGCCUGGGUUGGGCUUUCUAAUUUGAAGUCUUUAGUUUCCCCUACAAUUUCUCCAUCUUCUGGAGAAUAUUGAAGAUCUAUAUAGGGUCUGGGAAUGGGCUGAGUGGAUGGAGGGAAAGUCUAGAUAUCUAUAGCUUCUAGCCUGUACAUUUCCUAUAGCUCAGUCUAUUUCUCCUUCACUGAUAUCUAUCUAUUCCUGUUAUUCAUUCCUUUUCUAUUUUCUUUCUCUAUCCCUUUACUUUGUCUCUUCUUUGUUUUUCUUCUUUCCCUUUUCUUUCCCUCUCCACCCACAUCUCGCCCUCCCCCUCUUCCCUCCCCCUCCAGCUGAGGGAGGACUGGCAGUACGUAGCCAUGGUAGUGGAUCGCAUGUUCCUGUGGAUCUUUGUGGUCUUCACUACUGUGGGAACCCUGGGCAUCUUCGCUGACGCCAGCUUCAACCACACCCCCAGCGACCCCUUCAAGUACCCCUAACGUGGGGGACACACUCCACGUAUGCGUGAUCACAUGCAUACAUACACACACACAAGAUCCCAAACUUUACCUCACUGAAACCCAAGAAGCCUUGACAGUUGCCCCAGCCACCAAAACACAGACAUGCGUAGCGAGAUCGUCUACUCCACUCUACACUUUUCUUACCAGCGAUGCCUUGGACAUAGCUACUGUAUACUGUACAUGGAAGGGUUUCUUUUUCUAGAUCUGCUGUGCUGAAGUGUGACAUUGCUGUAGUUCUGGGGCGGAAUGUAUCAAGUGUCUCAGUGUAGGAGUGCUGAUCUAGGAUCA
This is a messenger RNA of Coregonus sp. 'balchen', 29914 nucleotides long. NCBI's taxonomy places the organism in Eukaryota, Metazoa, Chordata, Actinopteri, Salmoniformes, Salmonidae. The record is from the annotation of a GenBank genome assembly.